GACUGUUAUGAAUAAUCUCAACCCAGUGUGGAAAACCUUCAAAGUUUCCCUCAACUCACUCUGCAGUGGAGACCAUGAGCGCAAGCUGCAGUGCACCGUGUGGGACUGGGACUCCAACGGGAAACACGACUACAUCGGAGAGUUUGAGGCGUCGUUCAAAGAGAUGAGAGGAGCCAUCGAUGGGAGACAGGUGCAGUGGCCGUGUAUAAAUCCCAAAUACAGAGUGAAGAAGAAGAAUUAUAAGAACUCUGGGAUCGUCAUCCUGAACCAGUGCAAGAUCAUCAAGAUGCACUCGUUCCUGGAUUAUAUCAUGGGAGGCUGUCAGAUCCAGUUUACAGUAGCCAUUGACUUCACGGCCUCUAACGGAGACCCUCGUAACAGCUGUUCUCUUCACUACAUCCACCCGUACCAGCCCAACGAGUACCUGAAGGCUCUGGUUGCCGUGGGUGAGAUCUGCCAGGACUACGACAGUGACAAAAUGUUCCCGGCGUUUGGCUUCGGCGCUCAGAUCCCUCCUGACUUCAAG
This is a messenger RNA of Paralichthys olivaceus (Japanese flounder), 526 nucleotides long. The record is from RefSeq and is a predicted model, not a curated record. NCBI's taxonomy places the organism in Eukaryota, Metazoa, Chordata, Actinopteri, Pleuronectiformes, Paralichthyidae.